Molecule: messenger RNA, 1500 nt
Organism: Scheffersomyces coipomensis
Lineage: Eukaryota; Fungi; Ascomycota; Pichiomycetes; Serinales; Debaryomycetaceae
Gene: ZWF1
Product: glucose-6-phosphate dehydrogenase
Exons: 1
Coding region: 1-1500 (499 amino acids)
Biological process (GO): glucose metabolic process; pentose-phosphate shunt, oxidative branch
Cellular component (GO): cytosol
Molecular function (GO): glucose-6-phosphate dehydrogenase activity; NADP binding
Source: RefSeq, a predicted model, not a curated record
AUGUCAUUCGAUCCAUUUGGAACUCACGCAACCAUUGUUGUCUUUGGUGCUUCUGGUGAUUUAGCCAAAAAGAAGACUUUCCCUGCCUUAUUUGGUUUAUUUAGAGAAGGUCAAUUGCCUCCCACUGUUAAAAUCAUUGGUUAUGCUAGAUCUAAAUUAGAAGAAGAUGAUUUUAAACAACGUAUUUCUGCUAAUUUUAAAAAGGGUACUCCCGAAAAAAUCGCUGAAUUCCUUAAAUUAACAAGUUAUAUCAGUGGUCCUUAUGAUACUGAUGAAGGAUAUUUAACAUUAAAUGAAUCAAUUGAAUCUUAUGAAGCAUCUCAUAAAUUAUCUACUCCAGAACGUUUGUUUUAUCUUGCAUUACCUCCUUCAGUUUUCACAGUUGUUGCAUCUCAAUUAAAAAAGAAUGUUUAUGCUGCUCAUGGUAAAACUAGAAUUAUCGUUGAAAAACCUUUUGGUCAUGAUUUGCAAUCUUCAAGAACUUUACAAAAAGAUUUAGCUCCGUUAUAUACUGAAGAUGAAUUAUAUAGAAUUGAUCAUUAUCUUGGUAAAGAAAUGGUUAAAAAUUUAUUGGUUUUAAGAUUUGGUAAUGAAUUCUUUAGUGGAACUUGGAAUAGUAAACAUAUUAAAUCCAUUCAAAUUUCAUUCAAAGAAGCCUUUGGUACUGAAGGUAGAGGUGGAUAUUUUGAUUCCAUUGGUAUAGUUAGAGAUGUGAUGCAAAAUCAUUUAUUACAAGUUUUAACUCUUUUAACUAUGGAAAGACCAGUUUCAUUUGAUCCAGAAGCUGUUCGUGAUGAAAAAGUUAAAGUUUUAAAAGCUUUUGAAGCUUUAGAUCCAAAAGAUAUUUUAUUAGGUCAAUAUACUAAAUCUGAAGAUGGUUCUAAACCAGGUUAUUUAGAUGAUGAUACUGUUAAACCAGAUUCAAAAUGUGUUACAUAUGCUGCUAUAGGUAUAAACAUUAGAAAUGAAAGAUGGGAUGGUGUUCCUAUUGUUAUGAGAGCUGGUAAAGCUUUAGAUGAAUCUAAAGUUGAAAUUAGAAUACAAUUUAAACCAGUUGCUAAAGGUAUAUUUAAAGAAAUUCAAAGAAAUGAUUUGGUUAUAAGAGUUCAACCAAAUGAAGCUAUAUAUCUUAAAAUAAACUCUAAAAUCCCAGGUAUUUCUACUGAAACUUCAUUAACUGAUUUAGAUUUAACUUAUGCUUCAAGAUAUUCUAAAGAUUUCUGGAUUCCAGAAGCUUAUGAAGCAUUGAUUAGAGAUUGUUACUUGGGUAAUCAUUCUAAUUUCGUUAGAGAUGAUGAAUUGGAUGUCUCAUGGAAAUUAUUCACUCCAUUAUUAGAAUAUAUCGAAUCAAAAGAAGGUCCAGUUCCAGAAUUAUAUCCUUAUGGUUCUAAAGGUCCACAAGCAUUAAGAAAAUUCUUAAAUGAUCAUGAUUAUAUCUUUUCCGAUGAAGGCACUUAUCAAUGGCCAUUAACUACUCCAAAUGUUAAGGGAAAAAUCUAA